AGAGGAACAGAAUCCUUAUAAGGAAGGGUACCCCGAGAUGUGGGGGGAACCCGAGGCAGCGUACACACCUCCACCCGCCAAGAAACCCCGCAAGAACUCCGCUGAGAAGGCCAAGAUCAGAGAGGUGAUCGACGAAGGGACCAGAGAGAGACUCAUAUGUGAGGUCAAAAAGAAGACCAGGAACAUAGAAGAUAUCUGCAUCUCGUGUGGGAGCCUCAACGUGUCUCUGGAGCAUCCUCUCUUCUUCGGAGCGAUGUGUCAGGGCUGCAAAGUAAGAAACUCCAUCUGAAUGCCGA
This is a messenger RNA of Etheostoma cragini (Arkansas darter), 296 nucleotides long. RefSeq names its product DNA (cytosine-5)-methyltransferase 3A-like. Gene Ontology annotation, biological process: regulation of gene expression. Lineage: Eukaryota; Metazoa; Chordata; Actinopteri; Perciformes; Percidae. The record is from RefSeq and is a predicted model, not a curated record. The transcript is spliced from 3 exons. Bases 38 to 289 code for a protein of 83 amino acids.